This is a messenger RNA of Neltuma alba, 1512 nucleotides long. RefSeq lists its product as uncharacterized. Lineage: Eukaryota; Viridiplantae; Streptophyta; Magnoliopsida; Fabales; Fabaceae. The coding region runs from base 321 to 1022 and encodes 233 amino acids. The record is from RefSeq and is a predicted model, not a curated record. The transcript is spliced from 3 exons.
AAUUCCCACCGAACGUUAAACCGCUCUCUGCUUCUCUCUCUCAUCCUUUCAUAUCAUUCUUUUAUGUGUGUGAAUCCUCCCAAUGAUUUUCAGACCCAAACAGGAAAUAUCGUUCUCUGCAAUCUCUUGAAAUCAAUAUAUUGCUCGAUUGCCGGCAAAAUAUACAUUCAACGAGGAGCGCAGGGAACAAAACACGAAGAACAGACUCCGCUCGAACUUUAAAAACGAGAACUUUACACAGAUUAACUGAGGUCAGCUCCAGAAAGAGAAGGAAAUAUCAUCUCUUCGAUUGUGUUGAGCAAGACUAGUUGGAAGCUCUCAUGGCUACGAGGCCUGUAAGAUCGUCAAAGCCACUGCACAACUUCUCAUUUCCGUGCUUGAAAUGGGGCAACCAAAGAUUCCUCAGGUGUGUCAAAGCCUCCCCCAACUCUGUCGAACCUUCCUCUUUCGAUCGCGGAUCUUCGCGAUUCCUACCGAAUUUGGGUAAUCCCCAUUUCCAACACAAACAAAAUAACCGUCGACCUUCCAAUCCGAAACGUAAAUCCAAUCCAGAGGAAGAUUCUGAGAUUAAUAUCGAGGCGGUUCGCGAGAAGCUCAUGAUCGAUCUCAGAGUGGCGGCUAAGAAGCUCAAAGUUUCGAUUCUUGAAGAAGGAGCCGUCGAGGAGGAGAUGGCAGCCAAUGCUAGGCCUUGGAAUUUGAGGACAAGAAGAGCUGCUUGUAAGGCUCCCCAUGAAGAAGAGCGCAAGUACAAUUCGUCUUCUUUGCCGAUGAAGGUCGUAGAAGCAGCGGUGACCAAGGAGAACCCAGUCAGCGAGGCGAAGAAUGAGAAAACCAAACUUUCGGUUUCUUUGUCGAAGGAAGAGAUUGAAGAAGAUUUCUUGGCUAUGGUCGGGACAAGGCCUCCGAGAAGGCCUAAGAAAAGGCCUAGGAUUGUACAGAGGCAAUUAGACACACUUUUUCCUGGAUCGUGGUUGACAGAGAUCACCGCAGAAUCAUACAAAGUGCCUGAUGGCCCCGAAUGAGGGGCUGCAAUGAUAGUUAAACUGGUUCCUGCCUUCUGGAAGUAUCAGAUAUUUUGCUCGGUGACUACUUCCCACGUUGAGAUAAAUAAAGGCAAUGACCAAAUCAUCCAUGCAAAUCAAAAGUUUACCUCAACAAACAUGAAUAUCUGGGCCUCUUGCAUUCUACGUUCGGGUAUUUGAAUGUAUUUGCUUGCACGUGCUUUUUCUUUCUUUGCGCUUCUGUGAAAAUCUCAAGUUUACCGCCAAAUUGGUAGACUCCCGCUGUAAUAAAUUUAGCAGUUUUUUACUUGUAUGUUUAAUUUUUUAUUACUUCCUAUCUUCAAAAAUCGUUCAAGAAAGUGAACAACCCUUUGUAUAUAUUGUAUAGCUUCUGGUUUCUACAAAAUCAGGAAGCGUUGGGGUUAUUAAGCAUCUUUCUCGGAACAGUAUUGUUCUUUGCAGAAUUACCAAUAAUAUUUUAAUGACGAAGUUCACUGAGUUUAUUCUUUUU